Messenger RNA from Argiope bruennichi, 8219 nucleotides. It is a transcript of the gene Rbcn-3B, whose product is annotated as WD repeat-containing protein 7-like. The record is from RefSeq and is a predicted model, not a curated record. Bases 478 to 5079 code for a protein of 1533 amino acids. Gene Ontology annotation, cellular component: cytoplasm. Gene Ontology annotation, molecular function: protein binding. The transcript is spliced from 29 exons. Lineage: Eukaryota; Metazoa; Arthropoda; Arachnida; Araneae; Araneidae.
ACAGUGCAGUAGGCGUGGAGAAGAUUUUUUUUUUCUUGUAUGAAACAUAAAUUAAGUUGCAGUUACUUGUGUAAUAUAAUUUAUUUACAAAUAUUUUAUCUUUAAAAAAGUAACCAUUUAUAUUUCAAAAAAUAAUUCCCAUCAAAGUUUGAAUCAUUUUAAUUGCGUAUAUCUUAAAAGAAUUUCUUUGAAUUGCACGAAUUUGACUUGACAUCUGUUCCAUAAUAUAUGGUUUGAUUUACAAGCGGAGUAAAAAUCAUAAUAAACAUAAAGUACCGAGUGAAGCAGCAUAAGCAUGCUGAGUCUUGUGACUUUCUUCAGAAUUUAUUUUGUAAAGCAUUUAGUUAGGAAUUUUCCUUCAUAAUGCGUAAUUGAAAUUGACAAGUAAUAUGGUAAAAUUUAUACAAUAGUGCUGCUUGAGAAAGUCUUUCUUUUUGUCUGUUAUUCUGCAGUUUCUUGGAAAGAUUUUUAGAGAUCAUGACAGUAUCUAAUCAAUUGGUAGUUCCAGUUACCUUGUGGGGUCGUGCAGCUCCAACACAUUGUAUCUCAGUUAUUUAUUUAACACAUGACCAAAAGACUAUAAUUACUGGGUGUAAUGAUGGCCGUAUUUGUGUUUGGGACUUCAAAGAUAAGCAAAAAAUUGUUCCACGGUGUCUGUUAUUUGGACAUACAGCUCCUGUUUUAUGUUUGUCCCAUGGAAGUGCAGCUACUGAUAGCACAUUAUUAGUCAGUUCUUCUGAAGCAGGAGAAAUGUCUUUGUGGGAUGUUACUGAUGGCCGUUGCCUUGAAACUGUGAAAUUGCCUUACAUUCACACUGCUAUACAUUCUUAUCAGAUGUCUGGAACAAAUGAUAUUAGGCUAUUCUGUAAUGGCUAUUAUGCUGAAAUAUUAGUUAUGGAUGUUUUGACCUUAGAUAUCUUCUUCACAUUGUCAUCUCGUGUCAAUCCAGACUGGAUGAGUGCAAUUCAUGUUCUUCGCCCUCCUAAAAGUCAAGAUGAUGUAAUAGUGGGUUUAUCUGCAUCUGGUUAUGUAAAAAUUUGGACGUUAAAUGGAAAUGAACCCAAAAAUGAACCAGUUUAUGAAGAUGAAUCUAAACCCAUUCGAUGUCUUAAUGCUUUAAAACUUACCUGCUGUCCAUAUAAUCAAAGAACUGUUUUAAUUGUGUGUGCAAAGUAUUGGCAUAUUUAUGAUGCUGGAGAUUUCUCCUUGCUUUGCUCUUCAGAUAAUCCAAGAGAUGAACGUUGGUUGGGAGGAGAUUUCCUAUCAGCUGACAGAGUUAUUAUAUGGAGUGAUAGUGGUAAAGCAUAUAUGUUCAAAUUACCUGGAAAUAAAUUACGAGGAAGACAAAUGAGCUGUAAUGCUGAAAGUAAAGAUUUCCACAAAGCAAAAGGUGUUGAUCGACCGAUAUUGUAUAGCAUUUUAACUGUACCUGUUGAUAAACGCCUACUUUGUCCACCAUCAUUUAGUUUUGUUCCUGCUCGUGGUCAUCACCAGAAAGCCUUGCUUCGUGGUGACUCGAGUGGUACUGUUGCAUUUUGGAAUAUUCCUGACAUUAGUGACACAGACAUGGGGAAAACAAAGGAUGGAAAAUGCCCAGAACACCAUCCUUCUGUGUCAUUAAGUCUACAAGAAGCUUGGGAAACUAUGAAACCACCACCAGCUGGUAUUUUAGAUCAGUUAUAUACGCCUGAUUCUCCAAAUCUGAAGUUGACUGCUAGUGUGUAUCUACCACUUCAAGGACGACUGGUGUGUGGCAGAGAAGAUGGUUCUAUUAUUAUUAUAUCUGCUACACAGACAGUUCUUCUUCAACUUCUGUAUGGAAAACAUCAGUCUUAUGAAGAUUGGCCUCCGCAUCAGUUGCUUAAUGGACAUAAUGGACGUGUGAAUUGCCUUUUGUAUCCACACCUUAUUCAUAGUCGUUAUGAUAUUGCGCAUUUGCUAUCUGGAGGAGUUGAUUUUAGUGUAUGCCUUUGGGAUAUUUAUGCUGGACAUUUGCUUCAUCGUUUCUCUGUACAUGCUGGGGAAAUAACACAACUAAUUGUCCCUCCUGUAAAUUGCAACAAUCGUGUUCUUCAAUCUGUUUGCUCUGUUGCAAGUGAUCAUUCAGUUGCAUUACUUGCUCUAAAAGAUAAAAAAUGCAUUAUGUUAGCAAGCCGUCAUUUGUUCCCGAUUCAGGCUAUUAAAUUUCGUCCAUUAGAUGACUUUCUGAUAGUGUAUUGUAGUGAUGGUUCUCUGUAUGUUUGGCAAAUGGAAACAGGUCACUUGGACCGCUAUGUCCAAGGGCUUACUGCAGAGGAAAUUUUGAAUGCGUGUGAUGAAAAUAUUGUGAGUUCCGGUGAUCGCAUGACAAAUCCAGCCAUUCAUUUCUUCCGAGGCUUACGUCAUCGAAAUUUGGCUGCAAUUCGACAUGCUACACAAAGAGGUUUGAAUCAGUUACAUCAUCCUCAAUCACAUGCAGCUCAACAUGCAGCUGACAAUAAUGAAAUCCAGAGAACUAGAGCUCAGCCACUUGUUAUCCAAGGAUUACGAACUAAUCCCAAAGAUCAAGAUAGUCAUGUUUUGUUUUUUGAUAUAGAAGCACUUGUUGUUCAAUUAUUAACUGAGGAAUAUGCAUCUCUCUCUCCUGGACAGUUAGAAGUUCAAGGUCUUAUAAACCCUUCCGAGCAGCAAAAGUACUUAGCUCUCUCUACCUCUCCUGAUACCCAGAGAAAAUUUUCAGGUCUUAUAGCCAAAAUGAAAGAUACUGCUGAAACUGCAGCUCAAAAGAUUCAAGCCAAAGCUGAAAGUGUAGGAUUUAAAACUACAUCUGGAGAAGUUACAAUACGUCGAAAGGAUUCUGGAGAGAGUGCUUCAAGUACUGAUGCUUCUGGGAGAAAAUCUCGUCAAAUGAAUCUAGCUGAAACAAAUUUAACUAUGGAAAUUGCUCAACUUUUGUUAAGUGUACUUCAUGCAUGGGGACUUGAUCCAGAACUUGACAGAGUUUGUGAGAGCAAAUUAGGUCUUUUACGUCCUAUGAGACCUGUGUGCUUUGGGUUGUUAUCUCGUGGUGGCCAUAUGGCUCUGAUAUUACCCACUUACUUACAUGCUCUUCAUGAUGGAAAAGCUGUUGAACCUGCUGUUCCUAUAGAAGGAAAGCAUGUUCGAUUAGUAGCCCCUGCUAUACCUCCUGAACUUGUAAUGGAAGAGGAAAGAGCUCGUAUAUUUUCUUCCCGAGGUCACUGGGAACUUUCAACAGCAGUUACUACAACUCAUUUAUUAGCCAUAAUUGCUUUAGCCAAUACUUUGAUGUCAAUGAAUAGUGCUACAUUUGUUCCAGAACAAGAAAGAAGGAGGAAAUUGCACAGAAGACUGAGCCGAGCAGAUAGCAAAGCUGUGAAUUCUCAGCCCUCAUCUCCUGGUACUCCUGGUAGUGUAGAUGCAAAAAAUAAGGAUGAUGUUGUCCAAGCAAUGAUGGCAGCUGAAGCUGGAGUUUUUAGCAGCCAGCAGGCUCAGAUCAAACAAGGCUGGAGCUUACUAGCUGCACUCCAUUGUGUUCUUUUACCAGACUUAGUAAAAUCAGAGAAAUUUAAGUGUCCUCAGGUAGAAAUGCUUGCUCGGCGUUGGCAAGAUCGUUGCCUAGAGGUUAGAGAAGCUGCUCAAGCACUACUUCUAGCAGAACUGAGGCGAAUAGGGCCUAAAGGUCGAAAACAGUUAGUUGAAGAGUGGGCACCUUAUCUCCCAAAUUAUGGAGAACCAUACCCAAAACCACAAGCUUCAGCACCACAGCAAACAACAGAUGAUUCUGCUAAUGUCACUUCUGCAUCUCCUGCCUCGAAUUAUAAUAACAAUAUUAAUAAUUCUGUGGCAAAUGCAAAUGAUGCUAAUAAUGUUAAUGCCAAUGAUCAAGUUCAAAUCAAGGAUGAAGAUCAUUCUUCAGAUGAAGAUGAAGGUGACGAGCAUAGCUUAGAAGAAACUAGUUCUAAUAGACCGUCUAGUGCCACUGAAGGAAAAAGAAAGCAAACAACAGCCAUUGUGCUCUUAGGAGUAAUUGGAGCUGAAUAUGGUCAUGAAAUCGAAACAAAUAAGAAAAAGACUCCUGAAGAUCAGAAACGUCGAAGUGUCGUAGAUGGUUUUGGUCUUUCCAACUACUCUCUUGCUAGAUAUACCAGUCAAGCUUUAGCAUUUUUAUUACUAGUACCUCCAUCACCUUCAUUCCCUGCUCACACAGCUCUCAGAAGAGCUGCAAUUGACUUGAUUGGAAGAGGAUUUACAGUUUGGCAACCAUAUUUAGAUGUAUCAAAAAUAUUACUUGGCCUUUUAGAGUUAUGCUGUGAUUCAGAUAAAUUGGUUCCCAGUAUGUCCUAUGGUCUUCCAUUAACUCCAGCUGCUGAUUCCUGUCGAACAGCUCGCCAUGCUUUGUCUCUCAUAGCUCUUGCUCGUCCUCCAACAUUCAUAACUUGUUUGGUGAAAGAAGUAGCCCGUUAUAACACACUUGCCCAAAAUGCACAAGCCCUCAACAUUUCAAUGCAUAUGACUGUUUUAAGUCGUUCAAAACCAGAAAUACUUAGAGUUAUUGAGCUUCUUAUUGAUAAAAUGCAAACAGAUGUUUCAGAUUUACUUGUUGAGGUCAUGGAUAUAGUGAUACAUUGUCUUGACCAUACUCAGUUGAAAGUUCGAGGCUUAAAGGAAUUGUUUCCUGCAAUUUGCAGGUUUUAUAAUGUCACAUAUUGCAAUUCAACAAGACGUAUAGCAGUUGGAGCGAAAAGUGGAGCAUUAGCUAUUUACGAAUUGAGAGCUUCAAAAUGUCAGACAAUUUCAGCUCAUGCUGCUGCUAUAAAUGCUUGUGCAUUUUCACCUGAUGGAAAAUAUUUAGCAUCUUAUUCAAACAAAGAAAAUAAGCUGUGUUUCUGGCAGACUGCUACUGGUCUAUUUGGACUUGGUAAUGCCCAAACUCGUUGCAUUCGAACUUACAAUACGCCCCAUCUGAGUGAAGCUGUGAAAAACAAUCCACUACGCAUGGCAAGACUUCAAUGGGCAGCAAAUAAAGUUGUCAGUUUGAUAACUGAUGAUAAUUUAGAAUAUCGAUUUAGUGUUACUUGAGUCUCUGUGUUAUUUUACCCAAUAUGUUUUUAUUUCAGAAAUCUUACGUUUUGUUAUAUGCUUGAUGCAAGUAGCAUAAAAAUAUAUAUGUAUAUUAAAUUCUUGUUCUGUUGAAACUUUUGGAGAUUUUAAUUACUUGUUACUGUUGAUUUGCCUAAAUAUAUAAACAAGAUAGAAAUUAGAAUUUCUGUUUAUUUUUCCUUUUCUUCAUAUGCUUUGUAUAUAAAUGUUGAUUUAUUAUGUAUGUGUGAUCAGUUGGAAGAAUUCAUGAACUGUUUUGAUGAAGCAAAGAAAGAUAGUGAGAUACUCAUUUGGCUUAAAUAGUUGUCACAAAUGUCUUUCUUCCCUCUCUAUUAUUUUAUAAUAUAUUAUCAUAAUUUAAAAUCCUUCUGAACAACUUCUAUUUUUUUAGUAAAAAAAUUAUAAAUCAAUGUAUUUGUGAUGGAUAAAGCAUUAAAUAAGCAUUCAUUAUCCAAAUAUUUUUAAUGUAAGAAUUUUUCUUAAUGGUACUUUUGAGAAUUUUUUAAAUAAUUAAGAUUAGAUAUGAAUGAAUCAAAUCUUUACUAUAUAAAUUUCUGCAACCUGGACAUAAUUGCAUUUAACAUAUUUUGUCAGAUUAGACAUUUUGACAUUUUUAAUUGUAUUUCAAAUUAUUUAGUUUUGUCAUUUGUAAGAUCUUUUUAUUAAUAUUUAGACUUUGUAUAACUUGUGAGAUUUAUUUAUAGUGUAAAAUAAUGUGUAGGUGUAAAACACAUGUGUCAAAAUAAUGGAUAAAUAUGACUUCAUAUAUUUCCAAUUGUUAUGGAAACAAGCAUUUUCAUUGAAAAUUAAUUUUAAGUUCAAAAAAUUUCAUUAUGCUUUUAAUUAUGAAUUUUGCACCUGUAUAUCUGUUAUACAUAUAUUAAAUAUAUCCAUGAUUGAGUACUUAUUACUAUAUAUUUGAAAAACCUAUCAAUGUUUAUAUUGACUAAAUUAGCACAAACUGAAAAAUUCUUCUCAAACUGAGAAUAAAAUUACUUUAUUUAUACAAAAUAUUUUAUUUUGUAAAAUAAUUGCUUUAUGAAUUUUAUUUAUGCAAAAGAAUUUACUAAAAAAUAUCUGGUAUUUGAAAUAUUAAUGUUCUUUUUUAAUAAAGUAAAGCACACUAAUUUUUGUUGUUAUAACAUUUGAUAAAUAGUUAUCAACAUACAAGAGUCUAUAUAGCUGUUUUGUGAUAUAAAAAAUAGUGUCACUUCUUAAGUAACUUUUGCUCCUGGUUGGUUUAAACUUUAAUGAUUCAAAAUCUAAAAACAUUGUAUUUAUUUAACAUAUCACCAUUUGAUUGUUAUAAUUAUCUUUAGUCAAUCGUCUGUGAAUCAUUUGUAAGUAAUUUCCACAAGUGACUUGAAUUGUCCACCGAAAUUCAUCAGUUUCGUUUAAAGCUCGUUAUGCAGCAACAAACAUUUUGUAAAUACGAUAGUUUGGAAAAUAUUUGUGAUAAAAUAUUUCAUUUUAUAUUUUAUGUAUAAAGAUACUUUGGUUUUGUUUAUUCAUAGAAAAAACUUAAUAUGUGAUAUAAAUGGGGAAGUUUCAUUCUGUAUAUUACAAAUGCAUGUUCUCUUUGUCUCGCAGAGUCUUGUUUUCUAUCUAUAGUUCAAAAUAUUGUAUUUUUGUUCUACAAUAACCCCAUUUAAAAUUUAGUUAAGUAUAAGCAUAUGUGUAUUUGCAAAAAGAAAGGAAAUAUUCCAUUUAUUGUUUAUUGAAAUUAUUGUUGUAUAUCAAAAAUCUUGUUUCCAUUGUUUAUUGAAUUUUUAAUUAUUUUCAAAUUUUUUUUGAUGGACAUAACAUAGAUUGUUUAAUUUCUUGCAUUAUUUUUUUUUUGUUUUAAAAUUCUUAUAGAAGUAUUGCUAUGAAGGACAAAUUAAUAAUCAAAAAAAAAUUAACCAUGAUUAUUUCUUUUUUUAUAUAUUUUUGUUGGAAUUUUAAUCACAUUUAUGCAUUUGUCAGAAAAGUUAAAAUGAGACGAGCAUUUUGAAUCAGGAUCAGUUGGAUUCAUUCAGGUAUCAAAUCCAUAUUCUAAUUGGGUUGUAAUUUCAAAUUGAAUAAGUAGCAUUUUCUGAUUAUAUUUGUUCCAUUGUGUAAAGUUAACUUAUCAUGCAUAUUGAUUCCUAUAUCAGUUAUAUUUAUAUGUAAAUGGAUUUAUUUUUAUGAAAUGUUGGAUCAUGUAAAUAUUUGUGCUUGUAGUAUUUAAUCUGUUGUAGACUAUUUAUUAAGAUUACCCUAGGUUUCCAUUUCUCUUCUUGGUUGAUGUUUUUACUCUGUAGCUAUUUGGCAUUGUGUUUACUUUGAUAGAUGAAGUUCACAAAAUCAUAUAUUGCUUACUUAUUUCUUUCUUCAUGCAGUUUUUUUUUUUUUUUUUUUUUUUGUCGUCUAUGAUUAUUUUUUUCAUAUUUUUGAUAAUUUACAAUCUUAAAAAAUUGAUAUUGUACAUAUUAAAUCCAUUCAUUUAUAUAGUAGAAAUGUCCCAUAUAUUCAAGUAAACAUUCAAUAGACAGAAUUUUCAGUGAUAUCAAUACUUAUUAAAUAUUUUCGACUUAGAAUGUGACUAAUGUUUCAUGAGCAAGAUUUCAAAUGUUUAAUCAAGAUCUUCUUUCAGAGAAUUGAAUGUUUGUACAAUUUUUCCCUUACUUCCCAAUGCCAGCAGACAAGCUGCUAAACUUAAAAUAUCUCUAUGUAAAAUCUGUAUAUGUGUGUUUGCUGAAAACUGUAAUGUGUAAUCUGAGUAAAUGCAAUAUCAUUGUAUAUUAUAGAACUAGUCAUAUAUAUGUGUAUAUAUAUAUUAAGAAUUGGUUGUGUAACUGGAGACAUCAAGUAUUAGUCUGGUUAAUAAUUCAUAUUAGAUUCUUAGAAUUACUAAAAAUAUAUCACAACAAUGAUAUAUUUCUAAUCUUAUUAAAGAGUACUCAGUUUCUUCAUGAAACUAAUGAAUUUGUUUCUGAAAAUAAUAAAUACUUUUGAUAUUUCAAAAUUUAACUACGCUAAAUAAUGGAUUAAAAUCAGGCAAAUUAAAAUCAUUUCUGCUAGAUUUAAUUUGAACUGUUUACUGAUGUAGAAUAAUUCUUUAAGAUCUUAAUUAUAGUCAUUGUUUUAAAAGCUUAUUU